This is a messenger RNA of Aspergillus steynii IBT 23096, 1002 nucleotides long. RefSeq lists its product as uncharacterized. The transcript is spliced from 3 exons. Lineage: Eukaryota; Fungi; Ascomycota; Eurotiomycetes; Eurotiales; Aspergillaceae. The record is from RefSeq and is a predicted model, not a curated record. Bases 176 to 526 code for a protein of 116 amino acids.
UUGUUCUCCAGUGCUUGGGUCCGAAAUAAAGUGUUUCCUGAAGAUCAACAAAUCCUAUCUCGACCAAGACUUCCAUCCAUCUCUCCAUCCAUCUUGAUAUAGAUCGCCCUCCCGCCCUCCCGGCUCACUGGUCAUUCGAGCCUUCACUCUCCAAGUCCUCUUCCAUCCCGCCAUUAUGUGCUACAAGACCAACUACGAGCCUUACACAAGCCAAAGCCAAAGCUUCGACAUGACUCGAGAGCGCUCGUCAGAAGAGAUCCUCUAUCCAUUGGGAACUCUCUAUCCACACGUCGUGGCUCUCCAACUCCAAGCCGACGAGAACCCUUGGACUCAAGCCAACAGCUUCUCCGGAUACCAUGAUAUCAGCUACUGGGCCGAGAUUUCGUCUCAUGGACCGACGGAGGAUUACUCCAGACCUAGACCGAGUACCGCACGCAGGUACAGUGACUCCACAGCUCUAAAGUUUGUUUCCAGAAUACGACGAUUCCUCAGCCGAGACGAGAUACGCAGACGCCAGCGGGCAUGAAUCUGCCUCAGCCUCUGUUUCGGCCAGAAUGAAUCCUUCGCUACGAUUUGACUUUUCUUUUUUUCUUUUCCCUUGUAUCUAUAAUUGACUUUUUCGGACAUAGCCUUUCUUUUGCGCUUUCUUUUACCCACAUCCACAUACACUCAGACAGUCAGUCAUCCACAUUACAGACCCACGUUGCAUCAGCUUUAUGUUUGAGCCGCUGCAGGCGAGGUCCUCCUGUCAACAUUUCCUUUGUCAUCGCCAUUGGUGCAUCUGAAGAUCUCUCACCCUCUCGGGGCAUUUUCACUGUCGUUUGUUUUUCUUUUCUCUUCUUCUUUUCUUCAUGUUCAUUGUUUAUUCUUACGGAUGGAAUUAGCGGGUAGGUUAGGGAUUUAGCGAGGAGUUUGUUGGGCAUACGCAAGGGCGACACAUGAAUUCUGACAUUGGCAUUAUUUCGUUAUCAAUCUACAUAAUUUAGAACUAUCAAUUGAGAU